AUGGAGUCAUAUACUCUAACCACCUCUUCCAUCUCCUACACCAAACCUCUUUCACCUCUCUUACUCACGGCGGAGCAACCUUCCUACAUCCUCCGCAACAUCAGCCUCACCUCUCAUCCUUCCCAAAUCCUUGCCAUUGUUGGCCCUAGCGGCGCCGGAAAAUCAACUCUCCUAGAUAUCCUCGCCGCAAGAACCUCCCCAACCUCAGGCUCGAUCUUCCUCAACUCCAUCCCUCUUAACCCAUCCUCUUACCGUAAAAUCUCAUCCUACGUUCCUCAACACGACGACUUCUUCCAUCUGCUCACCGUCUCCGAGACCGUCACUUUCUCUGCCUCCCUCUUGCACCCAAAAAACCCAUCAAAUGUCUCCAAUGCCGUUUCUUCUCUCCUCAAAGAACUUAACCUAACACAUCUUGCACACACUAGACUCGGUCAAGGCUUAUCGGGUGGUGAACGCAGGAGGGUUUCGAUUGGCCUAAGCCUUCUUCACGAUCCGGUAUUUCUCCUCCUCGACGAACCCACCUCGGGUUUAGACAGUAAAUCCGCUUUCGACGUUGUUCAAAUCCUCAAGUCUAUUGCUACGUCGAGACAACGUACAGUAAUCUUGUCCAUACACCAACCAAGCUUCAAGAUUCUAUCUCUCAUCGAUUGUAUGUUACUUCUAUCGAAAGGAACCGUUGUAUACCAUGGAGGGCUUGAUUCACUCGAAGGUUUCUUGCUCUCCAAGGGAUUCACUGUUCCUCCUCAGCUGAAUUCUCUUGAGUACGCUAUGGAGAUACUUGACGACCUCCAUGAUCCCUGCACAAACUCCAACAUUGCUCUUCCUGACCACUCCCCUAGAAAUAAAAAUCAGAACGCAGCAAAACCGAGCAUUGUUCGAUAUAGAGCUUCGAGAAUAACUGAAAUUAGCCUUCUUUCUAGGAGAUUCUGGAAGAUCAUAUGCCGGACGAGGCAGUUGCUUCUAACCAACAUCUUAGAAGCUCUUCUAGUCGGUCUUGUCUUAGGCACUAUCUACCUCAACAUUGGAACCGGAAAAGAAGGAAUUGAGAAAAGAUUCGGCCUUUUUGCGUUCACUCUCACAUUCCUCCUCUCCUCCACCACCCAAACCCUCCCGAUAUUCAUCAAUGAACGGCCCAUCCUUCUCCGUGAAACAUCGAGCGGACUCUACAGACUCUCCUCUCACAUUCUUGCAAACACUUUCGUGUUCUUGCCCUACUUGCUUCUCAUUGCGAUAAUCUACUCUGUCUCUCUCUAUUUCCUCGUAGGUCUAUGCCCUUCCUGGCAAGCUUUUGCCUAUUUCGUGUUCGUGAUUUGGAUUAUUGUCUUAAUGGCCAACUCUUUCGUGCUUUUCUUGAGCUCUCUCGCGCCUAACUACAUUGCUGGAACAUCUCUAGUGACCAUUCUUCUUGCGGCUUUCUUCUUGUUCUCUGGUUACUUCAUCUCUAAGGAGAGUCUUCCUAAGUACUGGCUCUUCAUGUACUUCUUCUCGAUGUACAAGUAUGCGUUAGACGCACUUCUGAUAAAUGAGUACUCUUGUCUACUCAACAAGUGCUUGGUCUGGUUUGACGAAGCCUCUGUGAAAAGCUGCUUGGUUACCGGAAGUGACGUGUUAGACAAGAAAGGGCUUCGUGAGAAACAACGGUGGUUUAAUGUCUACGUGCUGUUAGGGUUCUUCGUACUAUAUCGUGUUUUGUGUUUUCUUGUUUUGAUCAAAAGGGUUUCGGGUUCCAAGAGAUAA
Arabis nemorensis is the source of this 1737-nucleotide messenger RNA. The record is from the annotation of a GenBank genome assembly. Lineage: Eukaryota; Viridiplantae; Streptophyta; Magnoliopsida; Brassicales; Brassicaceae.